Sphenostylis stenocarpa is the source of this 5325-nucleotide messenger RNA. The record is from the annotation of a GenBank genome assembly. NCBI's taxonomy places the organism in Eukaryota, Viridiplantae, Streptophyta, Magnoliopsida, Fabales, Fabaceae.
AUGGCUUUCUUCAGGAACUUUUCAAAUGAUACCGUCUCACAUGGUGUCAUGGAAGAUAAAAGCCAAGGACAGAAUGCUAAUAGAACUCAUAGAUCAGUAGGUAAUGAAUGUACUGAUGCAAUUUCUAGCGAGAAAGAAUUUGAUAUGAACAUGGAAGCACAGUAUGAGAGUGAUGGCGAACCAGAUGGUUCCAGUAGACUACAAACUGAGGCAACAGUUGAUGAUGGAGAUGCUGUGAAAGAAUCAAACUUGCAGACUGCUGGUAGUAAAACAGCUAUGAUGGGAAGGUGGGGUACAACUUUUUGGAAGGACUGCGGGCAAAUGGGCCCUCAAAAUGGUUCCGAAUCUGGGCAGGAAUCAAAAAGUGGAUCAGAUUAUAGAAAUGCGGAUGGGUCUGAAGAUAAUUCAUUGGAUGGAAGAGCAGGAAGAUUAGACUCAGAUGAUGAUGAUGGUCAAAAGGAGGCAGGAAAAGGUCCAAGAGGUCACUCUGAUGUACCUGCUGAAGAGAUGUUGUCUGAUGAGUAUUAUGAGCAGGAUGGGGAAGAGCAAAGUGAUUCACUGCAUUACGGUGGGAUCAAAAGGCCUACUGAAUCAAAUUCAUGGCCGCAACGGAUUUCAACCACUGCAAAUAGAACCUUGCACAGGAAUUCAAGGUUUUCUGAUGAUGCUGAAGAAGAUGAUGACGGAGAUAACGAUAAUGAUGGUGAUGAUGCUGAUUAUGAAGAAGAGGAUGAAGCAGAUGAAGAUGAUCCUGAUGAUGCAGACUUUGAGCCCACCACAAGUGGUCAUACUGGAAAUAAGGAUAAAGAUUGGGAAGGUGAAGGCUCAGAUGAAGAUGAUGACAGUGAUGAAAAUAUAGUUAUCUCAGAUGAUGAUGAAUCUUUCUAUGCUAAACGGCCUAAAGGAAGGCAAAGAGCUAAGAUUGGACAAAACAUAAAAUCUACUAGAGAUCGCAAAGUGUAUGCUGCAUCUGGUAGACACAGAAGAGUUAAAUCAUCUUUUGAGGACAAUGAGUCAACAACAGAGGACUCUGACAGUGAUAGUGAUGAGGAUUUCAAAAGCUCAAAAAAGCGGAGUGUUCAUGUUCGCAAGAAUAAUGGUCGCUCUUCAGCUACAGGUUUUUCUAUGCGCAACAGUGAGGUUCGCACUUCUAGUAGGACUGUUAGGAAGGUAUCAUAUGUGGAAAGUGAAGAAAGUGAAGAAGUUGAUGAAGGGAAAAAGAAAAAGUCCCAAAAGGAAGAAAUUGAUGAGGAUGAUGGUGACUCCAUUGAAAAGGUGCUAUGGCAUCAACCAAAGGGCACAGCUGAAGAUGCUGAAAGGAAUAAUAGAUCAACAGAUCCUGUGUUAAUGAGUCACUUGUUUGACUCUGAAAUUGAUUGGAAUGAGAUGGAAUUUUUGAUAAAAUGGAAAGGGCAGUCACAUUUGCAUUGUCAGUGGAAGUCUUUUGCCGAGCUGCAAAAUCUCAGUGGUUUUAAGAAGGUUUUGAAUUAUACAAAGAAAAUAAUGGAAGACAUGAGAUACAGGAGGAAAAUCUCAAGAGAGGAGAUUGAGGUCAAUGAUGUUAGUAAGGAGAUGGAUUUAGAUAUUAUCAAACAGAACAGUCAGGUGGAAAGGAUAAUUGCAGAUAGGAUCACUAAAGAUAACUCUGGCAAUGUUAUUCCAGAAUACUUGGUCAAGUGGCAAGGACUAUCUUAUGCUGAAGCGACUUGGGAAAAGGACAUUGAUAUUGCUUUUGCUCAACAUGCUAUUGACGAGUAUAAGGCUCGUGAGGCUGCUAUGGCAGUUCAAGGAAAGAUGGUAGAUUCUCAGCGAAAGAAGAGUAAAGCAAGUUUGCGGAAGCUUGAGGAACAACCUGAAUGGUUGAAGGGUGGAAAGCUACGUGAUUAUCAACUUGAGGGUCUGAAUUUUCUUGUCAACAGUUGGAGAAAUGAUACAAAUGUCAUUUUAGCUGAUGAAAUGGGCCUUGGAAAAACUGUUCAGUCUGUAUCAAUGCUUGGUUUUCUACAGAAUGGUCAGCAAAUCCAUGGUCCCUUUCUUGUAGUUGUUCCACUGUCCACUUUAUCAAAUUGGGCCAAAGAAUUCAGGAAGUGGCUUCCUGAUAUGAAUAUUAUCAUAUAUGUUGGUACACGUGCAAGUCGAGAGAUUGCAGAUAUAAAGGAAGAAGGUGGACAUGUAGGUUGGGAGGUUAGGGCAGAGGUGAAGUUUGUGGUUGCAUUGCGUGGGGAAGGAGCCUUGUCAAAAGUUGAAGCUCAAUUAUCCCAUACUAAUUUAGCUGUAAGGACCAAGGUUUGUCAACAAUAUGAAUUUCAUAAUGAUAAAAGACCCGGGAAGCCAAUAAAAUUCAAUGCACUUUUGACAACAUAUGAAGUAGUUUUGAAGGAUAAGGCUGUUUUGUCCAAGAUCAAAUGGAGUUAUCUUAUGGUGGAUGAGGCUCAUAGGCUAAAAAACAGUGAGGCACAGUUGUAUACAACACUUUCAGAAUUUAGCACCAAGAACAAGUUGCUUAUCACUGGUACUCCUCUACAGAACAGUGUGGAAGAACUAUGGGCUUUGCUUCAUUUUCUUGAUCCUGACAAGUUCAGGAGCAAGGACGAAUUUGUUCAAAACUAUAAGAAUCUGAGUUCUUUUAAUGAAAAUGAGCUUGCAAAUCUUCACAUGGAAUUGAGACCUCACAUACUUCGAAGAGUUAUCAAAGAUGUGGAGAAAUCAUUACCCCCGAAAAUUGAGCGUAUCCUUCGGGUUUCUCUUCUUAAUAUUGUGGUGGAAUUAAAGAAGUGCUGCAACCAUCCCUUCCUGUUUGAAAGUGCUGACCAUGGCUAUGGUGGGGACUCAGGAAGUAAUGAUAACAGUAAGCUAGAGAGAAUCGUUUUUAGCAGUGGAAAGCUCGUCAUACUUGAUAAGCUGCUUGUUAGAUUGCAUGAAACCAAGCAUCGUGUUUUGAUCUUCUCUCAGAUGGUUAGGAUGUUGGAUAUACUGGGAGAAUAUAUGUCGCUCCGAGGAUUUCAAUUUCAGAGGCUUGAUGGCAGUACAAAAGCAGAGUUACGACAACAGGCAAUGGAUCAUUUCAAUGCGCCUGGUAGUGAUGAUUUUUGCUUCCUUCUUUCAACACGAGCAGGAGGUUUGGGUAUCAACCUCGCCACAGCAGACACAGUUAUAAUAUUUGAUUCUGAUUGGAAUCCCCAAAAUGACCUGCAGGCAAUGAGUAGAGCUCAUAGAAUUGGGCAACAAGAAGUUGUUAACAUUUAUAGAUUUGUGACAAGCAAAAGUGUCGAGGAAGAUAUUCUGGAGCGUGCUAAGAAAAAAAUGGUUCUGGACCACUUGGUUAUUCAAAAACUAAAUGCAGAGGGUAGACUGGAGAAGAAAGAAGCGAAGAAAGGAGGCAGUUAUUUUGACAAAAAUGAGCUGUCUGCAAUCCUACGAUUUGGAGCUGAGGAGCUUUUUAAAGAAGAAAGAAAUGAUGAAGAAAGCAAGAAACGACUCCUAAGUAUGGAUAUAGAUGAAAUUCUUGAAAGAGCAGAGAAGGUUGAAGAGAAGGAAGCUGAUGGGGAACAGGGAAAUGAGUUAUUGAGUGCCUUUAAGGUUGCCAACUUUUGCAACGAUGAAGAUGAUGGGAGUUUCUGGAGCCGUUGGAUAAAGCCAGAUUCUGUUUUCCAAGCAGAGGAAGCUCUUGCUCCUCGAUCUGCUAGAAAUAUUAAAAGCUAUGCAGAGGUUGAUCCAGCGGAAAGAACUAAUAAAAGAAAAAAGAAGGAUCCUGAACCACCUGAACGAGUUCAGAAACGCCGCAAAGCAGAGUUUUCUGCUCCUGCAGUACCAAUGAUUGAAGGAGCAUGUGUUCAAGUGAGAAAUUGGUCAUAUGGGAAUUUAUCUAAAAGAGACGCACUUCGUUUUUCUCGUUCAGUUAUGAAAUAUGGGAAUGAGAGCCAAAUUGACUUAAUUGUUGCCGAGGUGGGUGGUGCAGUUGGUGCAGCUCCACCUGGAGCACAAAUUGAACUUUUCAAUGCUCUUAUUGAUGGAUGUACAGAAGCAGUGGAACUUGGAAAUGUAGAUGUGAAGGGGCCUUUGUUGGAUUUUUUUGGUGUCCCUGUGAAGGCAAAUGAUCUACUUACCCGGGUCCAACAACUUCAACUUUUGGCCAAGCGCAUUGAUCGAUAUGAAGAUCCUAUUGCACAGUUUCGUGUUCUGUCAUAUCUCAAACCAUCAAACUGGUCCAAAGGUUGUGGAUGGAAUCAAAUUGAUGAUGCUAGAUUGCUUCUUGGAAUAUUUUUCCAUGGGUUUGGUAAUUGGGAAAAGAUAAGAUUAGAUGAAAGACUUGGCCUCACGAAAAAAAUUGCACCUGUAGAACUUCAACACCAUGAAACUUUCUUACCACGAGCUCCAAAUUUGAAAGACCGUGCUAAUGCCCUUUUGGAGCAAGAACUUGCGGUUCUUGGUGUGAAAAAUGCCAAUAGCAAGGUCGGACGGAAGGCUUCAAAGAAAGAGAGAGAAAAUUUGAUCUCACUGGGACGUGGGCAGGAGAAAAAGAAAAAAUCGGGUUCUGUUAACGUCCAAACGAGAAAGGAUAGAUUUCAAAAACCCCAGAAGGUUGAAUCUAUAGUAAAGGAAGAGGGUGAAAUGUCUGACAAUGAGGAAGUAUAUGAGCAGUUCAAAGAGGUAAAAUGGAUGGAAUGGUGUCAAGAUGUGAUGGUUGAAGAAAUGAAAACUUUGAAACGUCUUCAUAGGUUGCAGCAAACUAGUGCCAAUCUUCCCAAGGAAAAGGUGCUUUCAAAAAUACGUAACUAUUUACAACUUCUUGGGCGAAGGAUAGAUGAAAUUGUGUUAGAGCAUGAGGAGGAACCCUAUAAGCAAUAUAGAAUGACUGUGCGGCUGUGGAAAUAUGUCUCCACCUUUUCCCAUCUCUCUGGGGAAAGGCUUCAUCAAAUAUAUUCCAAACUUAGACAGGAGCAAGAUGAGGCAGGGGUUGGCCCCUCUCACGUGAAUGGGUCGGCAUCUGUUUCAUUUACCAGAAAUGGAAACCCGUUCCGUCGCCCUAUGGAGAGGCAAAGAGGAUUAAAGAAUAUGAAUACCUACCAAAUGCCAGAAACAGUUGAUAAUGGUGGGAAAUCUGAGGCAUGGAAACGAAGAAGAAGAUCUGAAAGUGAUAAUCAAUUCCAGGGUCAGGUGCCACCUCAAAGGACCGCAAGUAAUGGACUCCGGAUUACUGAUCCUAACUCACUCGGGAUCUUAGGUGCUGGGCCAUCGGACAAACGCUUUGCUAACGAGAAACCUUUUAGGACACAACCUGGUGGGUUUCCUUCAAGACAAGGCUUCUCCUCAGGUAUAAAGUAA